AAAGCAAACUUAGCAAUACCUUGAAGUCUUCAAUCUGCAUCAGAAGUGUUGAUUCCUUCUGAUUGUCGUUGGAAAGAUCUCUUAAUAAUUAUAUCAGCUUAAAGACAAUGAGUGGAUUUGACUUUUCUGCUAUUCUUGCACUUCUGGGACUCAUUCUCAUUCUCAUUCUAAAUAUUAAAGACUUUAUGGCUAAAGCAUCUAAACGGCAGUGUCCUCCAGGACCCAAACCUUGGCCAGUUAUUGGAAAUCUACACAUCCUCAACCUGAAGAGGCCCUAUCAAACCAUGUUAGAGCUCUCCAAGAAAUAUGGUCCCAUUUACAGCAUUCAAAUGGGGCCAAGGAAGGUGGUGGUGCUUUCUGGCUAUGAGACAGUGAAAGAUGCCCUUGUCAAUUAUGGCAAUCAAUUUGGCGAACGCUCUCAAGUGCCUAUAUUUGAAAGACUUUUUGAUGGAAAAGGAAUUGCCUUCGCUCAUGGCGAAACGUGGAAAACAAUGAGAAGAUUCAGUUUGUCCACCUUAAGGGACUUCGGCAUGGGCAAGCGAACUAUAGAAGACACAAUUGUAGUGGAAUGUCAGCAUCUCAUACAGAGCUUUGAAUCUCACAAAGGAAAACCCUUUGAGAUCAAAAGAGUACUGAAUGCUUCUGUCGCUAACGUCAUUGUGUCCAUGCUGCUUGGGAAACGGUUUGACUACGAAGAUCCCCAGUUCCUGAGACUCUUAACCUUAAUUGGUGAAAACAUAAAACUCAUUGGAAACCCUAGUAUUGUGCUUUUUAAUAUUUUUCCUAUUCUGGGAUUUCUCCUAAGAAGCCACAAGAAAGUACUGAGGAACAGAGAUGAACUAUUUUCCUUCAUAAGGAGGACCUUCCUAGAACAUUGUCACAAUCUUGACAAAAAUGACCCCAGAAGUUUCAUCGAUGCAUUCCUAGUCAAGCAGCAAGAGGAAAACAACAAAUCUGCUGAUUAUUUCAAUGAGGAAAAUUUGCUAGCCCUUGUUAGUAAUCUAUUUACAGCAGGAACUGAGACCACAGCUGCCACACUGCGCUGGGGAAUUAUACUCAUGAUGCGAUACCCUGAGGUCCAGAAAAAGGUCCACGAUGAGAUCCACAAAGUUGUGGGCUCAGCUCAGCCUCGGAUUGAGCACCGAACUCAAAUGCCCUACACAGACGCUGUAAUUCACGAAAUACAGAGAGUUGCUAACAUCCUGCCCACAAGCCUACCCCAUGAGACAAGCACAGAUGUUGUAUUUAAAAACUAUUAUAUUCCAAAGGGCACUGAGGUCAUUACCCUGUUAACAUCGGUACUUCGGGAUCAAACACAAUGGGAAACACCAGAUGCUUUUAAUCCUGCUCAUUUCCUCAGUUCCAAGGGGAGGUUUGUCAAGAAAGAAGCUUUCAUGCCCUUUUCAGUGGGUCGUCGGAUGUGUGCUGGUGAGCCACUGGCAAAAAUGGAGCUUUUCCUUUUCUUCACCAGUCUCAUGCAGAAGUUUACCUUCCAACCACCCCCUGGAGUCUCCUAUCUGGACCUGGAUCUAACUCCAGACAUUGGUUUUACCAUUCAACCACUGCCUCAUAAGAUAUGUGCUCUGCUCCGAACCUCAGCUCUUUGAGUUCAGUGCAGCCCCAAUUCUUGGUGUGAUCUUGUGGUCCUUGGCACAAAGGCUUUCCUUUCCUUCAUUUCUAUAGCCGUGGUAUUCAGCCAAAUCCUGCAGUGUUAUUAUGGCAGUUAGCCUCCUUCUCACAGGGGGCUGUCUUUUCCAGAAUAAGUUUCUGUGCUAGCUGCUGGAGAAGAAACUCCCUACUGCUAUUGCAGAAAACAACAGAUGAACAGAUAGUUUCACAAAAAGAUCCCAAACAUGGUCUUCUAAGGCAUGAGACACCUAAGGAUCACAAAUCGAGAGUCAUAAUUGGUGUUUAUGUGAAGGAAGGCAGUAUAAUAUCUAUGAAUAGCAACACAAAUACGGUAAAGAAAACUCAACUCUUAGUGAUGCACACACUAAACUUACGGCAUUGUUUUCAUUCUGAGAACAAGCAGUGGCUAAUAACAGAUAAUUGGUUGUGAGUACUGCCAGUUUGCUGAGAUCAGGAAGUAUUAAUUAAUCUGGGUCCUACUAGAUUGCUUGUUGGAGGGCUGCAAAGGCAGUUGGCGUUUACGUCUGGCACGGGAGGUUCGAUUUCCAGAAUUCAUGUAAAGAUAGAAAGUGAUGUAAACCUAGCCCCACACAUCACAUACAUGCAUGUUCUCUCUCUCUCUCUCUCUCUCUCUCUCUCUCUCUCUCUCUCUCUCUCUCAGAUUAUUACUAAUAAUAGUAUACAUGUCAUAUCCAAAAUGUGCAGAGUCAUUCCUGUGGUUUGUGUUCUAAAGUCCCAGUGAAGUCAAAUAUAAAGGGACCCUGGCAACAGAUCAGAGAAAAGCCAUGUUGUUUCCCCAACGCAAAAACAUCUCCAGUCAAUUGUACCCUCCCACCAUCAAUAUACAUACUUCUUCUGUGCUCAUAUCUGAUUUGUAUCUAAGUGAGAAUUGCCCUAGACAAAGAAGACUUUAUUUAACGAAUUGUAUGUAAUAGGCUAGAACUUGGUCAGAACCCAGCUCUGCUGAAGCACAGAACAGAAAGACUUUCAGCAGUGGGGUGUGUCGUGGAAAAGUACCCAAGGUUGGGAGGAAGUCUGACCAAUAGGCUGUAUCCAGCUCACUGAAUCACUCCUGCAUUUUCAAGUAUUUCUAUGGUAGGCUGUCUGCCCUGGCUACUGGGUUCCCAUUUGACUUUUCUUUUUUAUCAGAAGCUAUAGCUAAAAACCCAGAACUUCACGCUUCAUAAGCAAGCACUCUUCCACUAAGCUACAGCGCCAGCUUGAGAGCCUCAUUUGAAAAGCUACUACUUCACACGGAGAAUAGGAGUCAGAUAUCCUAUCUUCCUGGAUGAAUCUCAAGGAAAUCUCUUAGGUCCUUAAGAAAUAGGGUAUGGAUCUGUGGAACUGUCAAGAGAUCUUUUUAAUACUUAGAAUCUCCCUCUUUUCAGAGGAAUAGAAUUAACACAGCAUUUUCUCAACUCAAGCCUCAAGAGAGAAGUCCUGGUCAUCAGGAAGAAAAACAACUACAGUUCAGUAAAAUGCCAGAGAACAUUAGGCACUUAGGUCAUUCUCAACACAUUACUAUCCACAAAGCCUUUUGAUGGGAGUCCUUUAGGUGCCCUGACAGUCCAGAGAGGUACAGAAAGUAAUGAAAUGGGGCACAAGUUCCAUUCGGGCUCCCUUCGAUGUACACAGGCAACUGUACUUUCAUGGCUACUCCUAGUUUAUUUAGAGGAUUCAGUAGUAUUUUAGUCAGUUCUGAACCCACAAUCAAAAUUAGCGGGUGGGCUUGUUUCUCUUACUUGAGGAACAGUAAAAAUAACUUAGGACAGAGAUCCAGAGAACCAAAUUUUACUUGUAGCACUGUCAGCUUUUCAUUGUUAUGAUGACAGACUGGUGGGGCAUAUGUCCUCCAUCUGCCAAACAGAAGAACGGGAGAAAAUAAUGUUCCUCACUAUGAGUACAAUGUAAAAAACAUAAGUAUAAUGUAAAAAGGAACAAUUUCUGCUGUCUCAGAGAGUGAAAUAACACCCUUUUGUGUCAUUCUAAAGUAGUAAAUAAACUAAACGAAAAAUUAAACAAUAAAGAUGAAAAUGUCCGCAGAAGAUAAAGUAAAAAUACUUAUUCCUACUAAUGUAAUUUUUCCCUUGAUUCAUUCUUUGAUCACAACAAUUAUGAGAUAAAGAAUCUUUUCUUCAAGUUAUUCAUGUCUAACAAAAUUGUACUUAUACAAUAAAACUAUUACAUUUUAUUAUUUCUCUACUUUAAGCUUUACAUGUAAAUUAUAUAUCACAAUCAAUAAGUUAAUUUUUUUCCUUACUCACUUAAACCUCAGCUCAACACUGAAUAAAUCAGUUCUACACUGAA
Molecule: messenger RNA, 3936 nt
Organism: Rattus norvegicus (Norway rat)
Lineage: Eukaryota; Metazoa; Chordata; Mammalia; Rodentia; Muridae
Source: RefSeq, a predicted model, not a curated record